CCCACCACCGCAUUCCCCGUCGACUGCCCGCUUUUGCCGGCUUCUCCGCCCAGAUGCCCGAUUUCACUGUGAAAAAAGGCAUUGAGGCCCGCGACGGUCGCCGCAGGACUUGAUGAUGACGGAGCAGAAUGGAAUCGACAUUCUGUGCGAUGCUGCAGGGUCGGAUCUCUUGCUAAGCGACUGCCUUGCGCCGUCGCCAACCGUCCAACAGCCAGCGAAACGCCCCAGGCUUGCCACCGACUCUUCCUCCGCUGGACCAUCGCAUGUAUGCCAAAUCUGUAAGCGAUUGUACGAGAGAGCCGACCACUUGACAAGGCACCUGCGAUCACAUGAGAAUGCCAGGCCCUACCAGUGCACUCGGUGUCCCAAGAGGUUUAAUCGAGCUGACCUGUUGACCCGGCACGAGACAACGCAUGACCGAGAUGACGGGGCCACGGGCCGGCCCACCAUCCGAAGGGGUGAUCGCGCUGGUCAAGCAUGUCUAAAUUGCGCUUCUUCCAAGGCCAAAUGCGAUGAUCAGAAGCCUUGCGGUCGAUGCCGAAUUAAGAAUCUGGUUUGCCAAACAGCCUCCAGAAGGCUUACCAGUGGAGAAAUUGAUGCCCACUCGGCUAUGUCCACGUCGGAUAGCCUAGGCUCGACCAGCCAGUCUGGCAUAGGAACCGGGAACACGGCGCAGACUAGCCUUGCCAUGGAUCACAGAAUGCCAUACCCAAGUACUGAACCUGCGUUCACGGAUCAGGCGGUCGUGGCAGCGUCGUGUUUCCAGGAUCAAAUGGCACAGCCUACACCCCGUGUAGGUGGCACGACAGACGAUGCUUUUGGCUUCAAUUCAGCAGUACACACGUUCCAACAAGACAUGGACUUUUCAGCUUGGGAUUUAGACUUCGACAGUUGCAGCAUCCCCCAACUAGCAUUUUCGGGUCUUAGUCCGAGUCCGCAGGCCUUCAUUACUUUUGCGCCAAAGCAAACUCGCUCAAUGCGAGAUCCCUCGAGGGGGCAUGCUGCUUUCAAACGGUCACCGUGGCUUUGGGAGCCAGAGGCCAAGGAUAACCUCGUACGAGAACAAGAGGGUCUGGUGCUCAACGAAGAAACCAUCUCUAACUCGCCAGCAUACGAAAAGAUGCUGGCAUCGACUUCGGCCCGGCUCACCAUGCUCAAAAUGGAGUCUACCCAACGAGACAGGCUCUUCGCCAUCGUCUUGUCUGAACGCAAAGACCCUUUAAAAAUACCUUCAUUCCCAUCAUUAAACUUGUUAAACUAUUUGCUUCAAACUCACUUUGUGCAAGAUGAUUAUCAAACAGAUAGUUGGAUCCAUGCUGCUUCGUUUGACCCAUCAGUAUGCUUGCCGGAACUUUUGGCCGCGCUCAUCGCCAGUGGUGCCGUCCUGUUCGCCGUGCCUGCAAUAUGGCAGUUCGGGCUUGCUCUCCUCGAAGUUGCUAGAAUGGCACUCUCAUCACUUGUACGAACUAUCGAGGUUUGGCUUAGGAGCUCUGCUGACUGUGGGCAGUUUGAAUCCAACAACGCGCACACGAGGGACAUCCAAGCCCUACAGGCGUUUAUGCUCAACUUGGACAUUGGGUUAUGGAGUGGGUUUAAACGUAAAAUGGAGAUUGCAGAGAGUUUUCUGCAGCCUUUGAUGACUAUGUUACGGCGGGCUGGGAUGUUUUCUGCUCCUAUAGACACACCGGCAUUGAUACCUUCGCAAUCGGAUUCCCCUGUGGUUCUCGACUCCAAGUGGCGAAGUUUCAUCAAGCGGGAAUCAUACAAAAGACUCACGUUACAUCUGUUCAUACACGACGCCCAAUCUUCCGUCGGCCUACAGAAGAACCCGCUUAUGUCUUACACAGAGCUUGGCUUCAGCCUACCAGCCAGUCGCGACCUUUGGAAAGCAGCAACGGCCGAAAUUUGGCGAGAAAACUAUCUUCGAAAAAGGCCGCUCUCUUCUGACGCCACAAUACCACGAGUUUCCGAGAUCCUGCACUGCACCACCUUGCUCGAUACGCUGGAAGAUUUCGUCGACGUCGAGCUCUGCUACUCUGCCAUGCUAUAUGGCUUUUGGGGUCAAAUCCAUACCUACCGCGAAGCCGUCAAGUUCUAUUCCGCUGGUCUGCAGGGCUCUCAUCGAAAUGCCACACACCGACUUUGGAUCAUCUCUCAGCACCAGGAGCUGUACCGCGACAUCCGCGACUUUGCGACACACAUCGAGAGCUCCCCAAAACUCGCACCCCAAUUCUCCGUCGUCGCCGAGCUUUUCAUGAUGAUCCUCCACGUAUCCCCCGACGACAUCCAGCGCUUCGCCGGGAAAUACGGCGAGGAGGAAGCACGCCGUGCGGCCGUCACCUUGGAAGACGGAUGGGCAAGGAUCCAGGAGUCCCGGUACGCCGUCUGGCACGCGGGUCAGGUGUUCAGGAUCUCCCGCCUUUUGCCCCCUGCUUCACUGAGGGGAUUCAACGCCAUCGCCGUCUACCUAGCCUCGCUGACUCUAUGGGCCUACGGCAUUUUGUCUUGCUCCCAUUCUACACAGGCGCAAGACAACCACGAGAUAUCGCCCCCGUCAAAGUACGUGCAAUUGGACGGGGACGAGAGUCGGGACGUGCGGGCGUUCUUACAGCUGGACAAGGGCGUACCCAUCAUUACCCGGAACGGAGAUGUCAAUGCGAGCACGGAGUCGCUGUCAAACCCGGGGAUGGUACUAGAUAUUUCGAGAAAUUUGUUCCGCAGUAAUUAUCCGGUCAUCAAUGAGCCGUUACCACCGCUGGUGGAGAGUCUGAGGAAUUUGCUGAUGGAUCUGGGAACGGGGCUGGCGGGAAGGCCUUCAAGAGUUCCUAGUCGGGCGGUGAGUGAGGAUCGACAGUAA
Messenger RNA from Pseudomassariella vexata, 2857 nucleotides. RefSeq lists its product as uncharacterized. Gene Ontology annotation, biological process: DNA-templated transcription; regulation of DNA-templated transcription. The record is from RefSeq and is a predicted model, not a curated record. NCBI's taxonomy places the organism in Eukaryota, Fungi, Ascomycota, Sordariomycetes, Amphisphaeriales, Pseudomassariaceae. The coding region runs from base 113 to 2857 and encodes 914 amino acids. Gene Ontology annotation, molecular function: zinc ion binding; DNA binding; DNA-binding transcription factor activity, RNA polymerase II-specific. The transcript is spliced from 7 exons.